This is a messenger RNA of Clarias gariepinus (North African catfish), 1709 nucleotides long. It is a transcript of the gene wbp2, whose product is annotated as WW domain binding protein 2. Gene Ontology annotation, molecular function: transcription coactivator activity; chromatin DNA binding. The transcript has 8 exons. The coding region runs from base 155 to 946 and encodes 263 amino acids. Gene Ontology annotation, biological process: positive regulation of DNA-templated transcription. The record is from RefSeq and is a predicted model, not a curated record. Lineage: Eukaryota; Metazoa; Chordata; Actinopteri; Siluriformes; Clariidae. Gene Ontology annotation, cellular component: nucleus.
GUUACGUGUUCCGGAAGUGCAGGUGCACCGUUACGAAACAGUUCCACCUCCGGCGUAUUUGCCCGACUUUCUAAGUGUAUUUGACGGAUUUGUGUGUGUCGCAUUGUAAGGUUUCCAUUCGGCGUUGAUGUAAGAGACAGCAGUGAAGAGAAAAAUGACUUUAAACCAGAAUCACUCCGAGGGAGGAGGAGUCAUCAUCAACAACAGUGAGAGUGUCUUGAUAUCCUAUGAGAAUGUAGAGCUGGCGUUCACUGAUGCAGACCAUCUACCAGAUCUGUUUAGAAAGAGCAGGAAGGGGACAAUCUAUCUCACACCGUACAGGGUGAUUUUUGUGACGAAGGGGAAAGAAGCUUUGCAGUCAUUCAUGAUGCCGUUCUACUUGAUGAAGGGCUGUGAGAUAAAACAACCUGUGUUUGGAGCCAAUUGUGUUAAGGGCACUGUCAGUGCUGAACCAGGAGGUGGUUGGGAGGGAUCCACAACGUUCAAGCUGAUCUUUCUCGCAGGUGGAGCUAUUGAGUUUGGAAAGUACAUGUUGCAGGUGGCUGGUCAGGCCUUCAGAGGACUGCCUGUGAGCCCUAAUCUUGCCUGUCCAUACAUGGCUAAUGGUGCAUAUGCGUGCCCACCUCCCCCUCCACCCAACGGCAUCUACUCCACUGGAGCACCUCCUCCUGGCUAUUCAUACCCUGCUCCUCCACCUCCAGGUGCACCCUAUCCAAAUCCUCUGGGUUUUGACGGAGCCGCGGCCUACAUGCCUCCUCCACCGUACUCUGCUUCACUGGCCCAAGCCCCUCUGGACCCUGGUCUACCGCGAACACCUGCAGCGGAAGCCAAAGCAGCAGAAGCAGCCGCCAGUGCAAGCACUGCUACAGUUGCUCCUACUCACGUUUACCUGCCAGAGGACAAGCCACCACCUUACUCACCUCCUGAAGACAAGAAGAAUCAGUAAAUGCAACACCAGCAAAACCUAAAGUCAGCCCUUAAACUCCUUUUAAAUGCCGCUCUCUUUUUCUUACACACAUAACACAUACACACCUUGUAAUCAGUUAAUUUUAUUAACUUUAUUACCCAUACUAGAAGUCUAUUCCAAAGAGCAGUAAACUAUUGAAGUUAUGAAGAAAGAGUGGAAAUGCAAAUAAUGUUAGGUGAGCGGGAAGGAGUUGAAGUUCUAGGGCUUAUCAGGAUGACAGCAAUUUUCCUAAUGUUAUAUUUUUGCCUUUGUAAAGCUUUGACUGUUUAUUGGAUUAGAUUUGGGAGUUUCUGGAGCUGGCGUAGUUGGCCAUGUUUCAUAAGAUAGAGGGCCAGCACGAUCUGACUGACCGCGUGAUGAGAAAUACUAAUCAUUCCUCUAUAGUCAUUCAGGCACUAUACUUCCUAGACAUCCUCCCUCCAUGUCUUGAAUGUGUUUAACCUGAAGGCACCUUAGUAUACCUGUGGAUCUGCUGUCCCUGUGCGAUUCUCUGGAGCAUGACCUAAGUUAACACUGCACUUUACCUUUGUUGUUGUGUGUCUGUACAGACUGCUCUGAACAAAAUCUUAUCCGCAAAUACUUCUUGCUGUUAAACAGGUCUUAAUUUAUUUGGAUUAUAAAAUGUGUAACCAUCCAAGCAUGCUCUCAGCUGUAAUGUCUAACAAAAUGGGUGUAUUUUAUUAAAUUAAACAUGUACCAGUUUAAAGGUCUGGUUUAUGGGCUUGUCUUUUUUUUUUUUUUU